This is a messenger RNA of Oryza sativa Japonica Group (Japanese rice), 933 nucleotides long. The record is from RefSeq and is a predicted model, not a curated record. Lineage: Eukaryota; Viridiplantae; Streptophyta; Magnoliopsida; Poales; Poaceae.
CGUCUUCCUCGUCGUCUUGCAAGUCUGCUUCCACCUCUCUUCCAUCUCCGAAUUCCUUCCCCCCGCCGCUCGCCGGAGCGGGGAACGUGGUGUUUCCGCCGGCGGUUUACCCCAAUCGGGAGUCCUCCCCCAAUCCGGGUGGACUUCGAGUUUCGAGUCGGAAUCUCGCAAGAACAGUCCGUCCCGGACUCCUCCCCCCCAUCGGAUCGGCCAGAAAAAUCCAUCGGAGUCAGUUCCUUCCCCCCGUGCGAAUCUGACGGGGGCGCAACUCGUCGCGGAUUUCUCCCUGUUCCCCCCCCACCUCCGGCGAUGGCCGCGGUCGCCGCCGAGCAGAAGAAAGUCGUGGUGCACUUCCGGUCGACGGGCAACGCGCCGCAGCUGAAGCAGUCCAAGUUCAAGAUUGGUGGAAACGAGAAAUUUCUGAAGAUCAUUGACUUUCUUCGCCGACAAAUUCACCAGGAUACAGUGUUUCUCUAUGUGAACAGUGCAUUUUCACCAAAUCCAGAUGAGUUGAUAAUCGACCUAUACAAUAACUUUGGAAUCGACGGGCAACUGGUGGUUAACUAUGCAUCAUCGAUGGCAUGGGGCUGAAAGGCUGUACCUGCUGGAGAGAGGAAACUUCAAUCAACAUGGAAAAACCUGUGUACAAAAUUUACUUGCCGAAACACUCAUCAUGUAAAUUGCUGAGAAUUUAACUUCAAAGCGAAGCUCUUUCGAAUUAUUAUUCGGUACACGUUGAUGUCAGUAGCAGCAGCUGCAAUUUUCACGGGGCUUUCAGCCCCACUGUAAAACUGAGACAUCCUUCAUUAAACGCCCCAGUGCUUCAGACAUCGAAGAGCAUCUUUCAGUUGUGUUAUGUACUAGAGUACUUUCUGUAUGUUCAUCAACUGCUGCUAAUAUACUCUCCUUCUACAGCGAGAUGCUUGCUUUGAA